Molecule: messenger RNA, 504 nt
Organism: Cokeromyces recurvatus
Lineage: Eukaryota; Fungi; Mucoromycota; Mucoromycetes; Mucorales; Mucoraceae
Exons: 1
Coding region: 136-432 (98 amino acids)
Source: RefSeq, a predicted model, not a curated record
AAAAUUAUCAUAAAUGACAUUUUAUUAUUAAUAAAGAAAUUGAUAUAUGUGUGUAUAAAAAAAAAAAAAGAUAAUAAUAAAAGGGAGUAUUGUUUGGUCUAAAAGUAGUCGCCUUGCAACGAAAAGGCUGACUCUAUGAAUAAACGCCUCCUCCUUCUUCUUCUUCAAGUGAUUGCUGUCAUGAUGAUAAUAAAAGAUGUAAAACAUGAUACAAAUAUAUAUAAAUGUCACAUGCACAAUAGUAGUAGUAUUCAUUAUUGUUUCGGUACCCAUUCCAUGAUAUACAUACAUACAUAUAUAUUUAUUUAUGUAUAUAUAUAUAUUACACUAUUGAAACUAGUAGUAGUAUGGCAUGAAUUAUUACUUUUUAUAUAUCUACAUAAUGAUAAUAAAUUAGAAACCUCUAAUAAUAAUGAAAAAGGACGAUUUUAAAUAGGAAAUUUAAAAUAGCAAUAAUCUCGGAAAAGUUAGUGUGUAACAGUUUAGGGCUCAGAUAGUUUAUUA